This is a messenger RNA of Amaranthus tricolor (Joseph's coat), 2114 nucleotides long. Its product is annotated as eukaryotic translation initiation factor 4B1. The transcript is spliced from 3 exons. Bases 187 to 1827 code for a protein of 546 amino acids. The record is from RefSeq and is a predicted model, not a curated record. Gene Ontology annotation, molecular function: mRNA binding; translation initiation factor activity. NCBI's taxonomy places the organism in Eukaryota, Viridiplantae, Streptophyta, Magnoliopsida, Caryophyllales, Amaranthaceae.
AAACAAUUAGAUUUUGGUGGUCUAACAAUCUUUAUCACAAUUAAAAAAAAAAAAAAAAAAAGGAAAGGAAUUUAUUUCUCACUUUACCUUAGUUCAUCUUUCCAUUUUUAUCAACCCACAUUAUUCUUCUUCGUCUUCUUCAACAAAUUCUCCACACAUUUUUCCACCAUAACAUUGUUAUUUCCCAUGUCGAAACCUUGGGGUGGCAUCGGCUCAUGGGCCGCAGAAGCUGAGCGAGAAGAAGCCGAGGAGAAGAGAGAUAAAACAACAACAUCAACAACAACAAACCCUCAAACCUUUCCAUCUCUUCAAGAAUCAAUCAAAAAAAAACCCAAGAAGAAAGCCAUACCAUUUUCUGAGUUUGUAUUGUCAACAUCAUCCGGAUCCACUCGUUUAACACACGAUGAAUUGCUUCAGUUACCCACUGCUCCUAAACCUCGUACUUCCGAUGAAGAGUUUAGUGGGUCCCGUUUAGGAGGUGGGUUUUCUAAUUAUGGUGAUGAUCGUAGAUCUUCUCGUCGUGCGUUUGAUGAUGAUCGAAAACCACGACGAGGGGAUUUUGAUUCCAUGCCUCCUCCGCCGUCGCUGGCAGAUGAGGUUGAUAAUUGGGGUUCAAUGAAGAAAAAUAUUUCAAUGGAGACCCGAACUAGCGGCAGUGGUGGUGGUGGUAGUAGGUAUGGGUCAUUGGGUGGUGGGUCUAGGGCUGAUGAAGUUGGUAAUUGGAGCUUUGGGAAGAAAUUAAAUCCGGGUCCGGCUGUGAUGGGUGGGAAUGGUAGUGGAGGAGGGAGAUUGAAUAAUUUUGGAUCAGGGUUUCGUGAUUCGGGUUCAGAUUGGAGGAGAGGAGGAGGAGGGGAUAGGGAAAGUGGGCUUGGGAGACCCAAAUUGGUUUUGGAUCCUCCAACUGGGAGGAAUGGGGAGAAUGGGGAGGAGGGUGUGAAGAAGGUGAAUAAGGCGAACCCUUUUGGGGCGGCAAGGCCUAGAGAGGAAGUAUUGGCUGAGAAAGGGUUGGAUUGGAAGAAAUUGGAUUUGGAGAUUGAGGCUAAGAAAGUGUUGACUGGUAGUGGAAGUAGGCCUACUAGUUCACAGGGUAGUCGGCCAACAAGCUCGCAGAGUAAUCGUUCAGAGAGUGUUGGAGAGGUGAGGAGUAGACCAAAGUUGAAUCCUUUUGGAGAUGCUAAACCUAGGGAGGUUUUGUUGGAAGAAAAGGGUUUGGAUUGGAGGAAAAUCGAUCUUGAUUUGGAUCAUCGCCGUAUUGAUAGGCCGGAGUCUGAGGAAGAAAAACUUUUGAAGGAAGAAAUUGAGAAUCUAAAGAAAGAACUUGAGAAAGAAUCUGGUAAUGAUGUUUCAAUGGAGUCUAAAGGUGAACAAAUAAGUUUACAUGAUCUUAUACAGAGCAAGGAGAGAGAUUUGGAAGCUUUGGUACGGGAUCUUGAUAACAAGUUCCGGUCUGGUCAGAAAGCUGUGGAAAGGCCAAGCUCAAGGCCCAGUUCUGGAGCUGGGAGAUUUACUAUCUUUCCAGAGAGGCCUCCUUCACAGUCUGGAUCUUAUGAUGAUGUCCGGGGUCCAGAAGUAAUGGACAGACCCCAGUCCCGUGGAUCAAGAGAUAUAUGGACAAGACCUGGUGAAGAUAGACGUGGAGGCUUUCAAGGUUACAGAGAUAGAGGAGGUUUCCAAGGUAACAGCUAUAGAGGAGGUUUCCAGGGUAACAGGGAUGGAGGAGGUUUUCAAGGUAACAGAGACAGAGGAGGUUUCCAGGGCGGCAGAGAUAGAGGAGGAUUCCUGGGCAAUAGAGACUUUGAAAGGUCUAGCUCAGGAGACAGAUGGUGAUUCGAAUUUGUUUGAUAUUUUUGUUUCGGAAAAACUAAGUGUGGAUACUUCAGACCUCUCCUUUGACAUUCGGCAAGCAACGGAAAAUAAUAUUUUGUUCAAUUUCUUAAAAUCCGUCAAAUUAUUCUACGGCUAAGCCCUCACAGGCAUUGAUGACUUUUGUUGAUUAACUGUUAAAUUUUGAUAGCUUGUAUAAUUGCCAUUUUUUGUUUGUAUUGAGGCAAGCAUCUUGUGUUUUGUGACUGACUUGUAAUCGGACAUUAUCUUAUACUUGUCAUUCCCUAAAA